AUGCCUGUAGAUGAUGAUGACGAUGAAUGUACAGUUUGUUAUCAAAAGAUGAUCCUUCCUACAACAGUGCCUGGUUGUGGACAUAGAUUCUGUUUUUUGUGCAUCAAAGGAGCAGCUGCUAUUGGAAACGAAAGCAAUUGCCCUAAGUGUAGAGGGGAAGUAUCAGAUGCUAUAUUCAAACGCCCAAAAGCCCAUGGGGUCACUCUUGACAUGCAUGAUCCCGAAUCUCCUAGUGUUCAGUUGGCUGCAAAGCCAAAGGUACACCCAAAACGGGUGAAGAAAACAAACAGCGAUUCCGGUCCUUCUACAAAGAAAAAAGCCAAAGGUACAGAAAGUGGUGGUGGUGAUGAUGCUGAAGAAGAGAGUGCCAAGAGCGAGUUGGAUGAAUCUGAAAAGGAGCCUGGAGAGGAACCUAUGCCUGGCGAAAAGGAGAGAAUUUUCUGGCUUUAUAAGAAGUUUUACUCUACACUAUUUUCCCUAUUUGUCUUACUACAUGAAGAAGAUUUUAUGACUGUACGUAAAUGCAAAUUACAGGGUCGUAACGGUUGGUGGAGGUUCGAUCCAAGAAUAGAAAAAGACAUUGAAGCCGGACGAGAAGCAAAUCCAGACUCUACC
Messenger RNA from Cylicostephanus goldi, 615 nucleotides. NCBI's taxonomy places the organism in Eukaryota, Metazoa, Nematoda, Chromadorea, Rhabditida, Strongylidae. The record is from the annotation of a GenBank genome assembly.